Messenger RNA from Pungitius pungitius (ninespine stickleback), 3202 nucleotides. It is a transcript of the gene bicdl1, whose product is annotated as BICD family like cargo adaptor 1. The record is from RefSeq and is a predicted model, not a curated record. NCBI's taxonomy places the organism in Eukaryota, Metazoa, Chordata, Actinopteri, Perciformes, Gasterosteidae. Gene Ontology annotation, biological process: vesicle transport along microtubule; Golgi to secretory granule transport. The transcript is spliced from 11 exons. Bases 498 to 2234 code for a protein of 578 amino acids.
UUCACGUCGACAAAGCGGCAGGGGAGGCGUCGGGAUCGCGCUCAUCUGUUUGGAUGGCAAAUGCCUCCGGUGUGAGAGGCCGAUCAUCAUGGGGGACCCAGGACCCCGAGGCGGGAAGGACCCCGAUCGACCGACCGAGGCGCGGAGCUCAUCGCGGCGCUUUAUACCGGGAUAAAAACGUUUCGUGUCCGCUAACGAACGGCCAGUCCGCUUGGAGCUCGCAGAGGAGGUGGUGUUCGCCGGGAUUCAAUCGGAGCCACGGUCGCUGCUUGCAGCUCAACUAGCAGAGAGAGAGAGAGAGAGAGACAUAGACAGAGAGACAGAGAGAGAGUGACGCGGGGAAGACGGCGCUUUACAAUCUAUUUGCGCAAAUGAUGGAUGCGACGUCGAUUACGGGGUGGUCCGGUCCGCCCAACCCUGUCAGAGCAGGGUGGGUUCAUCCGGUGUGAGUUCACUCGGCUUGUUUCGUCUGUCGUCUCCUCCUCCGCCCGGUGGCGAUGUCCACUUUCUGCCUCGAUCUGCAGACCUCCGCCGUGGUUUCAGCACCACUGGAGCUGGACAGCGACUGCAUGGACCCGCGGCCCGGCGCCGCCGGCGCUCCGGAGCCGGGCCGCGGCUUUCAGGGUCACCCGCUGCGGCACGCCGGCUCCGGAGGCCUCGGCAUGGCCUUGGAGGAGGAACUGGCCAUGCUCACCGGGGAGCGGGACGACCAGGAGGAGCUGUCGGGACCGGAGACGCCCCCGGUGGGGCACAGCGCGGACUUGCUGUCGCUCCUCCGUCGGAAGGAGAAAGACUUGGUUUUAGCUGCUAAACUCGGCAAAGCGUUGCUGGAGAGAAACCAAGACUUGACCGAGCAAUAUGAGAAAAUGCACAAAGAUCUCAACGAGAAAUUAGAGCACUUGGAGCAGGAGAAGCAUGAGUUGCGGCGGCGCCUGGAGAGCCGAGAGGGGGAGUGGGACGGCCGCGUGUCGGAGCUGGAGACGGACGUCCAGCAGCUGCAGGGUGAGCUGGAGCUCCACCAGGUCCAGCUGAGGGAGACGGACAGAGACAAGACCAAGGCGGUCAGCGAGCUCUCCGAACAGAACCACCGGUUGCUGGAGCAACUCAGCAGGGCUGCAGAGGUGGAGAGGCAGCUGUCCACUCAGGUCCACUCACUACGGGACGACUUCAGGGAGAAGAGCAUGUCCACGAGCCAGCACAUGACUCGACUAGAGACUCUACAGGCCGAGCAAGGGCUAGAAAUUAAGAUGCUGUCAGAGAGGAAGAUGGAGCUGGAGCACCGGGUGCACGCCGUGCUGGAGGAGAACGAGCUGCUGCAGAGCACCGUCGACGACCUCCGAGAGAGGACGCUGGUGUUGGAGAGACAGUCUCACCGGAAGGACCUACAGUUGCGGCAGAGCCAGCUGGAGCUCCGGGAGGUCCAGGUGGCCCACAGGCAGCUGAGCGCUCGGCUGGAGGAGCUGACGGAGGAGCAGAGCCUCCACAGUCUCACCCCGCACCCGUCCAGCCUGCUGUGCGAGAUAGAGCAGAGCAUGGAGCAGGAGGAGCAGGAGCAGGAGAGGGAGCAGCUGCGUCUUCAGCUGUGGGAGGCCUACUGCGAGGUCCGCUCGCUCUGCUCCCACCUGCGGGGCAACGACCUCACGGACUCGGCGCUGUCCACCGAUUCUUCCAUGGACGAGUCGUCGGAGACGUCCUCGGCCAAAGACGUGCCUACCGGGAGCCUCCACGCGGGCCUGCUGGAGCUACGGAGGCUCACGCAGAAUCUGCUGGACGGCAACGAGUCCACGGGCUCGCGGCGCAGCGACGAGGAGGCUCUGGAGGAGCAGCUGAGGAAGCUGGGAGAGGAGCUGAGGGAGGUCAGGGAGCUGUACGCCACUGAGCAGGACAAAGCGCGCAGCCGCGUGGAGGAUGCGCUACAGCUGCACAAUCAGAUGGCGCUGCUCUCUGUGGAGAUGUGUUCCCUCCGGGAGGACAACGAGAGGAUGAGGACCAUGGCCGAGGCCCGAGAACCCAGCGAGCAGCUGCAGACCGCCAUCAGAGACAGAGACGACGCCAUCGCCAAGAAGAAGGCGGUGGAGAUGGAGCUGGCCAAGUGUAAAAUAGACAUCAUGUCUCUGAAUAGCCAGCUCCUGGACGCCAUCCAGCAGAAGCUCAACCUGUCGCAGCAGCUGGAGGCGUGGCAGUUUGCCUCCUCAGGGCUCUUUACUGUUUGGCUCUUGUGGUUUCUGAUCUAGUGGCCUUUCUCAGCUUCCGUACCACCCUCUCUUCCUCUGUGGUACCCCCCCUUCUUCCCCCCCCUCCUGCCUUAGAGGUGAGCCCGAGACGCGCCAUCUCGCCGUUUCCACCCCGCCCCGCUGAGCCAUUCCAUGCCGUGGUUAACUGCCUCCGGAGAAACGCUCAUCCCAGCUGCCUGUCCAUCCGAAACCAUUAACCCCCCCCCCCCAGAGAAAACAUGCAAACUCACCAUACCCUCUCCCCACACACACCAGCAUCCCCUGCAGGUUGUCAGGAGAUUGGUCCAAUGGUCAGCUCACCUGUCGCGAGAUGGUCCCAGAGACUCCAAACAACCAAUUGGUUGAAAACAAUUUGGAAAAGUACAAUGUGACACAACAAGAGCAUUAACAGGAGAGGAAAGAGACAAAUGUAACACUAAUCCAUACAAAGACUCUAAUGUUUGCAUUUCCUUUUUAGGGAGUUAUUUCACACCUGCUUAAUAAGUGAUUAACAUUAAGUCAUCUGAGAGGAGAAUUUUUGUUUGCUUACUCUUGUGCACUGGUAGAUUUCAAAGGGUGACAAGCUGAUGUGGUUCUAAGUUCCACAAGUUAUUACCCAACUGCACUAAGCUUUAAACCGGCCGAGGGCUUGUGUUCAUAUGAUUACAUCACAUGUCAUUUAACACGUGAGUGCAUUUCAACCAUAGGGAUUCAAACUGAGAAGAGCAAGAAACAAGAAAGUGCAAUUUUAUAUAAUCAAAUGGGCUAUUCAUUGUUUUAGUCUUUUAGCCUUUUUCUCCCCAAAUGCCCCUAAAAAAAAGUUCUUAAUCAAGGCUGGUUGAUACUAAGUAAGCAACCAAUGAUCCGAUGCCCGUCGGCUCGUUUGACCAAUGGGUCCGAUCUCCUGAGAGCUUCCCGGCACCACCAUUUGAGCCCCUUACCGCGUGACGUCGCUCUGCUGCCUUUCUCUCACUCGCCCCCCCCCUCUG